This is a messenger RNA of Oryzias latipes (Japanese medaka), 5010 nucleotides long. It is a transcript of the gene rasa1a, whose product is annotated as RAS p21 protein activator (GTPase activating protein) 1a. Gene Ontology annotation, biological process: regulation of GTPase activity. Lineage: Eukaryota; Metazoa; Chordata; Actinopteri; Beloniformes; Adrianichthyidae. Gene Ontology annotation, molecular function: protein binding. The record is from RefSeq and is a predicted model, not a curated record.
ACGAGAGCGGCAGAGGGAGGGGUGAGCGAACAGCGCAGCAGCGGCGGCGGCCAACAAGCCACCAGCUCCAAGAAAAAGAAAUAAACGCCAACUUCGCCUCUGCGUAGGGCAAAACCAUACUUUGUGAAGUCCCUUUAUUACUACCAUGGGAAAUACUACCUUCCUGGGGACCUAAACGACAAGGAGUCGUUUAUGGACUGGAUUUUUAGACGGCUCCGAACUCAGAAGGAAAGAAAACAACACUGGGGAAAACGGGAUAAACCGUGGAUUUUCUCGGUGGCGUUUCUGUGUGAACUUUAAACUUGGGAAACAAUGGAGACAGCGAGCACAAACUCAUGAAGUGUCUUGAGGCUGCCAGCCGUCCCGCUAGCGUUAGCUUUACUGUCUUAUUGGGUAAUGCGUGGUGAGGCUAACGGCCGCUGCAGCUAAGUUAGCUGUCGGCUAACGCUAGCUGGUUAGCCCGGCGCGGUUUUCAGAAACUUUUUGGGUUGUUUCCACGGAGUUCAGACGCUGAAUAAUUCGUCUGAGGACAGAGGGGAAGGGCGGGUUCCCUUUGGUACUUUCCUCCCUCCACUCACUUUCAUACAUGAUGGCUGCGGAGGUCAGCGGGGAAGAAACCGUCACAUCAGGGGUGGCAGGCGGAGGAGGCCCGGAGACGGCCCCUUUCCCCUACUACUCCAAGCCAAGUAGAGUGGGAGUCACCGAUCUGGGACAAGGUCCGACACAAACUCUCCGUCAAUUUUCAAACACCUCUCCGGACUCAGUCCCCGACAUGAGCAUAAUGUAUCCCGCCUCUGCUGGGGACAUGCCAGCUUCAGCAACAGGAGGAGGUGGUGGACAGUCAGGUUUUCCUCGAACAAACUCAGGGACCGUGAGCAGCACGUGCCACUCUCCCAAUUCGGAGGAUUCAACGAGCCAGUUUUCACCCACAUAUAAAGGCCCAGAUAGCCCCACUGCCUUCCCCCCGCUGCCCCCGCCACCCCCAGCCCCAGCAGGCUGCGCUGGGCACGGCGUCACCAUGGAUGAAAGCGAUAUGCAGGAUGGGCCGGAAUGUGAGGACGACGAGGUGCUGCUUGAACUGUCUGCACCACCUACGAACCAGUGGUAUCACGGCAAAUUAGACAGAACAAUUGCUGAGGAACGCCUGCGCCAGGCCCGAAACCCUGGCAGCUACCUCAUCAGGGAGAGUGACCGCCGGCCCGGUUCCUUUGUCCUGUCUUUCCUCAGUGUAACCAACGUGGUUAACCACUUCAGGAUAAUUGCCAUGUGUGGGGACUAUUACAUUGGUGGGCGGCGGUUCUCUUCAUUAUCGGACCUGAUUGGUUACUACAGCUAUGCGUCCUGCCUACUAAAAGGAGAGAAACUGUUACUGCCAGUGGCACCUCCAGAGCCUGUAGAAGACCGGAGGAGAGUCAGAGCGAUACUCCCAUACACCAAAGUGCCAGAUACCGAUGAGAUCAGCUUUCUGAAAGGGGACAUGUUUAUCGUUCACAAUGAACUAGAAGAUGGUUGGAUGUGGGUAACUAAUGUUCGCACAGAGGAGCAAGGGCUCAUCGUGGAAGAUCUGGUAGAGGAGGUGGGCCGGGAGGAGGAUCCACAUGAGGGAAAACUCUGGUAUCAUGGAAAGAUCACAAAACAAGAGGCUUACAACCUUCUGAUGACAGUUGGUCAGGUGUCCAGUUUUCUCGUCCGGCCAUCUGACAACACUCCCGGAGACUACUCCCUCUUUUUUCGCACCAAUGAAAACAUCCAAAGGUUUAAAAUCUCCCCCACACCCACCAAUCAGUACAUGAUGGGUGGGAGAUACUACAACAGUGUUGAUGACAUCAUCGACCAUUACAAAAAAGAACAAAUUGUUGAGGGCUACAACCUGAAAGAGCCCGUUUCAGUGCAGCACCAGGAACAAGUGCUUACUGACACAGUGGAUGGCAGAGAAAUUUAUAACACUAUAAGACGGAAAACAAAAGACGCUUUUUACAAAAACAUUGUCAAGAAAGGCUACCUCCUGUUCAACAAAGGCAAAGGCAAAAGGUGGAAGAACCUUUACUUCAUCCUGGAAGGUAACGAUGCACAGCUCAUCUAUUUCGAAAGUGAGAAGAGAGCCACCAAACCCAAAGGGCUGAUUGACCUAAGUGUGUGCUCCGUGUAUUGUGUGCAUGACAGUCUGUUUGGCAGGCCAAACUGUUUCCAGAUUGUUGUCCAGCAUUUUAGUGAGGAGCAGUACAUAUUUUACUUUGCAGGAGAAACUCCAGAACAGGCACAGGAUUGGAUGAAGUGCCUUCAGACUUUCUGUACCAACUUAAGAAAAACCACUGUAAACACCUCCAAUAAAAGGCUCAGACAGGUGAGCAGCCUGGUGUUGUAUGUGGAGGAGGCCCACAAGCUACCAGUGAAGCAUUUCACCAACCCCUACUGUAACAUCUACUUGAACAACGUCCAGGUUGCUAAGACGCACCCGAGGGAGGGCCAGAAUCCCGUCUUCACUGAGGAAUUCAUUUUUGAUGAUUUGUCUGGUGAAAUCAAUAGAUUUGAAAUUAGCCUGAGCAACAAAACAAAGAAGAGCAAAGAAAUAGACAUCUUAUUUAUGCGCUGCCAGCUAAACCGUCUGCAGAAGGGCCAGAUGAUUGACGAAUGGUUCCCCCUCAGCUCCCACAUUCCCCUAAAAGGCAUCGAGCCGGGCUCCCUGCGUGUACGCGCCCGCUACUCUGUGGAGAAAAUCAUGCCGGAAGAGGAGUACAGCGACCUCAAGGAGAUGAUCUUACAGAAAGACUUCCACGUCAUCUAUGCUUUGGCACACGUGUGUGGUCAGGACCGCAGCUUACUGGCAAGCCUCCUCCUGCGGAUCUUCAGACAUGAGAAAGCUGAGGCCCCUUUACUCAGGACGCUGAAUGACAGAGAGAUUAACAUGGAAGAUGAGGCCACCACAUUGUUCAGAGCAACAACACUGGCCAGCACGCUGAUGGAGCAAUACAUGAAGGCUACGGCCACGCCCUUUGUCCUCCACGCUCUCAAAGAUACCAUCCUCAAGAUCAUGGAGAGUAAACAGUCCUGUGAGUUGAAUCCCUCAAAACUGGAAAAGAAUGAUGAUGUGAACCUGAACCUUGCUCAUCUCCUCAACAUCCUGUCAGAACUGGUAGAAAAGAUCUUCCUGGCUGCUGAGAUCCUGCCACCUACUUUGCGUUUCAUCUACGGCUGCCUGCAGAAAUCUGUGCAACGAAAGUGGCCGAACACCACCAUGAGGACGAGGGUUGUGAGUGGUUUUGUCUUUCUAAGACUGAUCUGCCCUGCCAUCCUCAACCCCCGGAUGUUCAACAUCAUUGACGACCCUCCAUCAUCAACAGCAGCCCGGACACUCACACUGGUGGCCAAGUCUGUCCAGAAUCUGGCAAACCUUGUUGAGUUUGGUGCUAAGGAACCCUACAUGGAGGGUGUGAACCCUUUCAUCAAAUGCAAUAAGCAACGGAUGAUCAUGUUUCUGGAUGAGUUGGGGAACGUUCCUGAACUCCCAGAGACAACAGAGCACUUUAGGACAGACCUGCCCCGAGACCUGGCUGCGCUGCACGAGGUCUGUGUCGCACACUCGGACGAGCUCCGCACCCUAAGUAAUGAGAGGGGAGCCCAGCAGCAUGUGUUGAAAAAGCUGCUGGCCAUCACAGAGCUCCUCCAGCAGAAGCAAGCUCAGUAUGCCAUGUCCAACAGUAACAGGACAGAGUGCACCAUCAUGUCUCUGGCUGCUGCCAUUCAGGUAAUGUGAGUUUUGCAGACUUCCUACUGAGAAUGGGGUAGUCAGAGCGAAAACCAGCCAAAGUGAGGCCUCUUUCUGAGAGCUACACAACCGAAGACGAAUUAGAGUUUGUACUGUGAGCAAGUGGCGGUUAAAAAAAAAAAAAAAAAAAAAAAGAAUUCAAUAGGACUUGAUGGAAAACCACUUGCUGCAUAUCUUAAUGCCGUCUUUCCAAAGUUCUUCCCCCUUCCCCCUCGAGUGUGCUGAGCUUUGAACUGAAGACCUCAAACGGGAGGAUGUGAGACACGGACUUCUGCUUUCGGUCGGAGGCCGACAUAAAGCGUUGGACAGCUCUAACCAGUGGACACUAUGCUGUGACUUUGGGUUACAUGACCAGAGACUGGAGAUGUUCUGAGCACUGACGUAGCAUUUUUCUGCUGUCAUCAGGGAUUUGAAACAUAGCACCUCUUACCAAGAAAAGAAACGAAUCAACACAAGCCUUAACUCCAUUUCUGCUCACCGACAUCCCCCGAUUCGACAAAGUUCUCUUCUUCCAAACUAUUUAUAUCCGUUACUGUCUUCAUGUAUGAACCUGCUUACAGCACCCAAACCACUUCCUGCUUUUUUUCUACGCUGCUUUUGUCUGUUAUUACCUACUUAGGCUUGUAAAGAAGUGUUUGUGUAGGAUAUAGCGGAGCAGAGAUUAGUCUAAAGGUUUGUAGUAUACACCUGUAGCCUGCCUUGUGCAUGCAUUAACCCUGAAUGGAUACAGCGACAAUGUUUGGGCCUACGUAUCUGCUGCUCCAACAACCAUCACCUAAACCCCUUUUAUGCCUUUGAUGUCAUUGAAAGCCUGGAUUUCUUGUAGCUCCUCGUUUCUCCGCCAUUACAACAAGAUGGCGUUUUUGCUUUGUCCUCCGAGUACACCUCUGCUCUGACUGUUUUUCCCACCGAUUCACCCUGAAAAGUCCCGCCAUGCAGCGAUUUCUAAACUUCAAAGUCAUAAAGGGUCGGCUUUGUUUGCCUCCCUUCAUGUUCUAAGCAGCUGCAACGUCUGGAUCUGUGCCUGUCAUAGUUUACCAAACUGUUUACUGUAGUUGCACUUGAAGAUACCACGGACCUCACCGAGUGUUGGCAGAUGAGCCCAGGCGACUCAUCGGCUGUACCACUGAUGUAGGGGUUUCAUACAACAGACGAGGAUGUGUUCAUUUUUAUUUUUCUACCCAAUACUGAACCUUUUGCAUCUUAGAUACAACAACCUGGCUGAAAUAAACGGUUACUACAUA